CACACACACACACACACACACUCACACACACAUCAGCUCCGUUCCUCCGUUCUCGAGUAACCGGGCAGGAGGAGGCGAGCGCGAUCAGACCUCCAGGUGUGUGUAGAUGUAUGUGUGUGUUCCAAUCACACCUGGAUGCAUCAUGUGAUCAGAUACCUGGGCGUGGAGCUAGCGUUCAGUGUGUUAUUCAGUAACGGGGAUCACGGAAACGAAGAUCUGUGUCUCUCCGCGCGUGAGUGACAUGUGAACUUUCCGUGCACCGGGAAUCUAUUCCUCUCAAUCUGAAGGGAAUCCGUGGUCUGGACUCUGUACCGCCAAGGUGGAGAGCGGAGGAUUUGAGUCACGCAUACUCAUCACAGACAACUGACGGGAGCAGCUCCGAUGGAGAACAGUGACUGGAUCUAAAACCUUCAGACGACACACAGCUCAUAUCUCCAUUGCUAGUUUGUGAUGGGAAACAUCUGCAGCUGGAAAAUCUUGAGAUAGCAGACGAAACAAUAGAAAGACAAGACAAGAGAACAGGACCAGAAGACAACACAAGCUGGACUCAAAUUCCCCACGCCACAUCUCCACCUGAGCUCUAUAUUAAUGCGCCAACCCUUUCAACAACACAGCAAACAACCUGCAGUGCCGUGGAGGUUGAACAGACAGACACCUCACUCUUAUGUCAAGCAUCAAUUAAAGCAAUUUUCGCCUUGGAACAAUGGCCACCUGGUUACCAGCGGUCCUACUGGUGCUACAAGUAUCCGCUGCAUCCUCUGAAGAGCCCAUACUUGAGUUUUCCACAGACACGCCCAUCAAUAACGUGGCACAGGACUCUCAGACCGGGCGUGUUUACCUGGGUGCAGUCAAUGCUAUUUAUCAAUUGGACUCUUCAUUGAACCUUGAGGCCAGAGCCGAAACGGGACCUAAGAAAGAUGCGAGGGGUUGCACACCUCCUGUGUCUACUUGCCAGGACCUGAAAGACACCAACAACACCAAUAAACUGUUGCUGGUUAAUUCAGCUAACGGGUCGCUGAUAGUCUGUGGGAGUUUGUACCGAGGAAUCUGCUCUCUGCUCAACCUCACCAACGUCAAAGAGCAGAUAUACUACAGCGACAGCAAAGGGGAGCGGACUUAUGCCGCCAGCACCGAAGAGCACGUUUCCGUAGUGGGCGUCAUGGCCACGCUCGAAAUCGACGAUAAACCAUUCAACGUCUUUUUGGUCGGCAAGGGCUAUGGAAGCAUGGACAGCUCGAAACUCAUCAGCACCAGAAUCGUGCAGAACUAUCGCGACUGGGUCGUGUUCGAGAGCAUCAUCGAGGCGUCUACGGUCCAAGCAGUUCCCUUCGUGCCGAAAUACCUGCACGACUUCCGAUUUGCCUUCAAAAACGACGACUUCGUCUAUUUCCUCUUUUCGCGCACUCUUGGUGGAACGGACAACAAGAACUUUACUUUCGUUUCACGCCUCUGCGAGAACGACAAUCACUAUUAUUCGUACACGGAGCUUCAGCUUAGUUGCGGCCUGAAGAAUCGCUACAAUAAAGUCCAGGCUGCGUAUUUGACAGAGCCGGGGAAAGAGCUGGCUCAGGCCAUGUCCGAAUCCGGAGAGUACGGGAAUGUUCGGGAAUGGGAUAAAGUCCUGUUUGUGGUGGCUAGCUCAGAGGAAGGGGCCACUGAAUCAGCUCUGUGUAUGUACCCCCUUAAAAACAUCAACCAGAAACUGUUGGCCAUAGUUACCGCUUGCUACACGGACAACGGCAAGAUUGACGACAGAUUAGUUGUGGAGAGUCCCUACACAUCCAGUAAAGAUGAGCCAUGUGUCAAACACGUUAAAGACAUUGUGAACCAGUAUAAGUGUGGAGCUGAUUUUCUUCCGUCUCCAUUGGCCAGUCGACAGGAGUUUGCCUUGAAGGCCAAUCCUGUCUUCAUCAGGCAGAACCUGCUGACCGCAGUGGCUGUGGCUGUCGAGAAUGAUCACACCAUUGCCUUUCUGGGGCACAGUGCUGGAGAGGUGAUCAAGGUACAUUUGUCAACCAAGUCAGAGGCGUACAACCCCGGUCCGGGCUACAAAACCAGCGGCUACGUAAAUAAGAACCUUUUCUUUGACAAAACCAAGGCGCACUUGUACAUCACCACAGAGAAAAAGAUCACGAAGGUGUCCGUACAGGCCUGCCAUCUGAAGACGGACUGCCAGACCUGCGUCAGUCAGAGAGAUCCAUACUGUGGCUGGUGUGUCCUGGAGGGAAGAUGCACCAGGCGAUCGGAGUGCAGUCGUGCGGAGGAAAAGAACGGAUGGCUGUGGAGUCCAAGCCAACAGUGUGUGAAAAUCGUCUCUUUCCACCCGCCAAAUCUCAGCUGCUUGAAGUCCCAGCAGGUGGAGAUAAACGUCCGAUUGCUGCCGAUCCUCAGAGACUCCGACCGCAUCCACUGCAUUUUUGGCUCUUAUCGCAGCAGUGCCGUGAUGGUGGACGGCCGAAUCAGUUGCCGCUUACCUGAACAGCAUCGUAUACCCCCGACACCUGCACACCAAGAUUUCGUGGCGGUUCCGGUCCGCAUCUUUGUGAACGAUAGCGUGGAGGUCGCGUCCAGCGAGUACAAGUUCUACAACUGUGCAGCGGCAGUCCGGAAAGCAGAAAAUACACCAUGCACUUCCUGUGUGAGCAGCGCUUGGGGAUGUCAGUGGAACAUUGCGGCACACACCUGCACGGAUCUGAGCGACGCAGAAACCGGCGCCAAUAUAAUCAAACCCAGACAGAACAAGAGCUGCCCGCGGUUCGAGAACCCAGAUCCCGUACUUAUCCCAGUCGGACACAAAACACGGAUCAGUUUUGAGGGCAUCAACCUGGACCCGUAUAAGGGUCGUGAUUUCACCAUCGGCACGGAGCUGAUGAAGAAUGAGGAGGAUGUCAAGACGGAGACGGGACCCUUCUACUCUUUCAGCGGAUAUGAGUUUUCCUUUGAUAAAGCUCAUGAGACCAACGUUCUGUUCCACGUAAGAGAAAAAUACACAAGAAAGAAGAUCGACAGCAGUCUUAGUGUCACUCUGUAUAACUGCUCUCUGGGACGUGAAGACUGCAGCUUGUGUAAGAAUGCCGACCCCAAAUAUCAGUGUGUGUGGUGCACACAGAAAAGCUUGUGUGUGUACGACCAACUUUGUGACUCUAAAGAGCCGGAGGAGUGUCCCGACCCCAAGAUCACUGACAUCACGCCGAGAUACGGGCCGCUGAAAGGAGGGAUAGCUGUCACGAUUAAGGGCUCGAACCUGGGCAUUCAGAAGGACGACAUUAAAAACAUCACGGUGGCAGGAGUGCUGUGCAAACACCUGCGGGAACGUUACUCGGUCUCAACCAGUGUGGUGUGUGAAAUUGGGCCGGCACCACUGUACAGAUCCGGAGAGGUGGAAAUAGAGGUGGGCAGAGGAAAAAAAGGUGUAUCCACAAAAUCAGUCCUGUUCACCUACAGGGACCCCAUAGCAGACAUGGUGUCUCCUAAUCGAGGUCCUAAAGCAGGAGGAACCGUCCUGACUAUUAGUGGGAGGGGCCUGAACACAGCUUCAAAAGAAGACCUUCAGAUCUUCGUGGGCGACGUGCCCUGCAGAGUUGAGAGCUUUGGAGAUCAGAUUACCUGUAAAGUGUCUGAGUAUCUGGGCGAUACGGUUCCGUCACCCCUCCUGGACGUCAGAGUUCAUUACGGCUCACAGACCACAGUCAGCAUCAAGAGGGCCUUUGAGUUCUCCAACAACCCCUCUGUGUCUGACUAUCAACCCAAGAGCAGCUUCAUCUGUGGUGGCAGAAAAAUCCUGGUGGUCGGUUCUGGAUUUGACCUGGUCCAGAAAGCGACUCUCAGGGUGGUGGCGUCUGCUGGAGAAUGGUCCGAACCAGGCGUCCCGGAGGAGUUUGUCGAGAGCUUCAAGGACAAAAACGACACCGUGAUCGUGUUCCUGUCCCCUGCGGUCAACGAGUCUCAGCUCUUCAGGACGUACGUGCAGCUAGAUAACAUCCCGACGGAGCUGACGCCGUUCGAGUAUCACCCCGACCCCACGUUCGAUCGGCUCAGCAAGACUGUGAUCACUGAGAACAGCAUGAUCAUCGUCACCGGCCGGGGGUUUUCCAAAGCGAUGACGGCGAAGGAGGCGCAGGCGUUUGUGGGUGAUGUUCCGUGUAACGUCAACACGCUCCAGGACGAUAAAUUAUUCCUGGACCCGCCGUCGACCACACCCAGAGCUCGCUCCAAGAGACAGAGGAGAGACACCGGCUCCGACCCGCUGGACCUGCUGAUUAAGUUUGGCAACGGCGAGUGGUUGGUUGGCUCUGUUCGGUACGAGAGGAAGUACAGUCUCCCGUUGCCCAUCAUCAUCCCGGCAGUGGUCGUUCCCAUGCUGCUGAUUAUCGCCAUCUCCGUCGUCUGCUACAGGAGGAAGAGCCAGCAGGCAGAGCGAGAGUACGAGAAAGUGAAGCAUCAGCUAGAGAAUCUGGAAGAGAGUGUCCGUGACCGCUGCAAAAAGGAGUUCACAGAUCUGAUGAUCGAAAUGGAGGACCACACUAACGACAUAAGCGAGGGCCGGAUCCCGUUCCUGGACUACAAGACCUACACGGACCGCGUCUUCUUCCUGCCCUCUAAGGAUGGCGCCAAUGAUGUCAUGAUCACUGGCAAACUGGAUAUCCCAGAAUCCCGCAGGGCUACGGUCACCCAGGCACUGAACCAGUUCUCCAACCUGCUCAACAGCAAAACCUUCCUCAUCAAUUUUAUCAGAACGCUGGAGGGCCGUCCGGAUUUUAACGCCAGGGCCAAAGUGUAUUUCGCGUCUCUGCUGACUGUAGCGCUUCACGGUAAACUGGAGUAUUACACAGACAUCAUGAGGACGCUUCUGCUGGGGCUCAUGGAGGAUUACGUUCACAGCAAGAAUCCUAAACUGCUGCUCCGCAGGUCUGAGACGGUGGUGGAAAGGAUGCUGAGUAACUGGAUGUCCAUCUGUCUCUAUCAGUACCUAAAGGACUCCGCUGGAGAACCGCUCUACAAACUCUUCAGGGCCAUAAAGCACCAGAUUGAAAAGGGGCCGGUGGACGCACAGGUUAAGAAAGCCAAAUACACACUGAACGACACCGGCCUUCUCGGAGAUGAUGUGGAGUACAUUGUGCUGACGCUGCAGGUGCUGGUGCACGGGGAGGGGCCUGACAUCACCCCGGUAAAGGUGCUGAAUUGUGACACAAUCUCUCAGGUGAAGGAGAAGAUCAUCGAGCAGGUGUACAAAAACCUGCCGUACUCUCAGAGACCCAAAGUAGACAGCGUCACCCUCGAAUGGCGGCCCGGCUCCACAGGACAGACCCUGUCAGAUCUAGACGUGACGUCACAGAAGGAGGGCAGGUGGAGACGCAUCAAUACGUUGGCGCAUUAUAACGUACGUGAUAACGCAACAGUGGUCCUCUCCAGGGUUCAGCACACACAACAGUCGUACGACCAAAAUCACGAUAACCAUGAAGAAAGAAAUGCCCUGCUGGAGGAUGAUAAAGUUUUUCACCUGGUGCGACCGGCUGACGAGCUGGAUGAGAUGAAGUCUAAGAGAGGCAGCAUAAAGGACAAAUCCAUGACCAAAGCCAUCACAGAGAUAUAUCUCACCCGACUGCUCUCCGUCAAGGGAACGCUGCAGCAGUUCGUGGAUGAUUUCUUUCGCAGUGUGCUCUGUUCUGGCGCCACCGUCCCGCCGGCGGUUAAAUACUUUUUUGACUUCCUGGAUGAGCAAGCCCUAAGACACGAGAACGUAGACGAGGAAACCAUACACAUCUGGAAGACCAACAGUUUGCCACUGCGUUUCUGGGUGAACAUUCUGAAGAACCCUCACUUCAUUUUCGACGUGCAUGUGAGCGAGGUCGUGGACGCCUCUUUGUCCGUCAUAGCUCAGACCUUCAUGGAUGCCUGCACGAAAACAGAGCACAAACUCAGUCGGGAUUCUCCCAGCAACAAAUUACUCUAUGCAAAGGAGAUCUCCACCUACAAAAGGAUGGUAGACGAGUACUAUAAAGGAAUCCGGCAGAUGGUGUCAGUCAGUGACCAGGAAAUGAACACACAUCUGGCUGAAGUGUCACGGGCACACACAGAUAAACUGAACACACAAGUGGCUCUUCACCAGCUCUACCGGUACGCCAGUAAAUACUACGAUGGGAUCAUCAUGUCUUUGGAUGAAGACCCUGCCGCCCAGAGUAAACAGUUAACACUGAGACUGCAACAGAUCGCCGCAGCACUGGAGAACAAAGUGACCGACCUCUAACCCUGUCAGAGAGAGAACGCUGUACGAACACUCAGUGUGUAUUUAGCUCAUCACUAUAAUCAGAUGUUCAAUUUCUUCCUGUGUAGAGACAAAAGGUUUUAAGAAUUGUAUUCUAUAUUUUUUUUAAUGUGCAGUCUUUAUGCAGAAAGCUUUAUAAGAGGAAAAUAACUUUUUAAAUAGACGGCCUUGUGUCAGUUGUUUUUAAAGCUUCUGUGUGUGUGUGUGUGUGCGUGAGUGUGUGUGUGUGUGUGUGUGUAAAAGGAUGCCUAUAUUUUGACCAAAAGGGAGCUGCCCAUGACCCUGCAGUGUGUGUAUGCAGGGGGUGUGCCUACAGUGAGGUCAUAUCUGGUUAUCGUCCAAUCAAAAGCAGCUGAAGGUGACAGAAAGGAUCGCAUGGGAUGUGUUUGGAAAAAUCACACUAGCAUACUACUCGUACUAUCUCUGUAUUUGUAUAGUGUGCAAAUUAUCUGUAUCCGUAACAUUUGCCAAAACGUUCUGCAAUUUUUUGCUGGCAAAUUUCAAUAGGAAUCCAUGUGAUUGUGAAUUGAGUUUGAGUACUCCUUUUAAAUCAUUAUUUGACUGCCAAAAGAAAUGUUACUAGACAAAAUUGGUUGUACAAUUUCAUAAUUCUAUCAGAUAAAUACAGUGUAUACUGCAGUUUGCUAGUGUGUGAUUCCAAACAUAUCCAUUUGGACGAUCAAACGGCCGUCCAUUUCAUAACCACCUGUUUCAAUUGAGCCAUAUGGACUCACUAGUAGAUCCACGAUAAUCAACACAGGCAAUAAUAAAUAUAAAAAAAGGCAUUUCAUUUUUGUGUAUGAUGGUAGCUACGAAAAGUCUUUGUUUAAUUUCAGAAAGUCAUUUUAUUGUGAAAGCUUCGCUACUGACUGAAUUUAUUCCGUACGGCACAAAUAGUCGAUGCACAGGACAGAUUUUUGGCAGCGCCUGAUACGAACGUGUCUGAGGCCUAAAACAGAACUCGAUUUCAGCUUGCACAGAGUGUGCCUGGCCUUCGAGAUGUUUUCGCGCCCAAAACUGAGAGGAUUGACUGAAAGCUUCUCAUUUGACUCUUUGUGGCUCCGUUGGAAGGGUUUAGAUGUGUGAUCUGGAACGUUAAUGGCUUUAUUUUGGCAGAGAGGAUAAUGACACACUAAUUUGUUUGUUAUCCGCCACUAAACAAGAUGGUACUAUAGAACUCAGCCAAAAUUCUGCUCCGAGAGAUGCUUUUAUCUUUGUACAAAACCUUUUUUUUUUUUUUUUUUUUUUUUUUUUUUACACAUUUGUGGCAUUUGCAUUUGAUUUAGUGUCUUAAAGACAACAAGAAAAAUUCAAAGCUUUUUAUUUUUGUGUUACAGCCUGAUUUUUCUUUUCUUUUUCUAAUUGCUAAUGCUAGUCGGAGCAGGUGUGUAUAAGUUAGGUGGAAAGGGACACUCUCAUUCUAGAGAGCUUUGUGGACAAAAAGACAAGAGUCAUCAAUAUUUUUGGUCUGUUUGCUACGAUUAGGGCCAAGCAAUAAUAAAAAAAUAAAACCAUCUCGAGAUUAAACUCGUUAAAUUAUGAGAAAAAAACUCGUUAAAUUUCGAGAA
Molecule: messenger RNA, 7833 nt
Organism: Megalobrama amblycephala (Wuchang bream)
Lineage: Eukaryota; Metazoa; Chordata; Actinopteri; Cypriniformes; Xenocyprididae
Gene: plxnb2b
Product: plexin b2b
Exons: 40
Coding region: 704-6247 (1847 amino acids)
Biological process (GO): semaphorin-plexin signaling pathway involved in axon guidance; regulation of cell migration; regulation of GTPase activity
Cellular component (GO): semaphorin receptor complex
Molecular function (GO): protein binding; semaphorin receptor activity
Source: RefSeq, a predicted model, not a curated record